Messenger RNA from Staurois parvus, 541 nucleotides. NCBI's taxonomy places the organism in Eukaryota, Metazoa, Chordata, Amphibia, Anura, Ranidae. The record is from the annotation of a GenBank genome assembly.
UGGUGGUCAGUGGGAAGAAUGCUCCUUACAUUGGUGGUCAGUGGGAGGAAUGCUCCUUACAUUGGUGGCUAGUGGAAAAGGAUGCACCUUACAUUGGUGGUCAUUGGGAAGAAUGCUCCUUACAUUGGUAGUCAGGGGGAAGAAUGUCCCUUACAUUGGUGAUCACUGGGAAGAAUAAUCCUUACAUUGGUGGUCAGUGGGAAGAAGGCUCCUUACAUUGAUGGUUAGUUGGAAGAAUGACCCUUACAUGGAUGGUCAGUGGGAAGAAUGCUCCUUAGAUUUUUGGACAGUGGGAAGAACAGUUCUUACAUUGGUGGUCAGGGGGAAAAAUGCUCCUUACAUUGGUGGUCAGGGGGAAGAAUGCUCUUUACAUUGGUGGUCAGUGAGAAGAAUGAUUGUUACAUUGGUAGUCAGUGGGAAAAAUUCUCCUUACAUUGGUGGUCAGUGGGAGGAAUGCUCGUUACUUUGGUGUUCAGUGGAAACAAUGCUUCUUCCAUUGGUGGUCAGUGGGAGGGAUAGUUCUGACAUUAGUAGUUAGUGG